Messenger RNA from Humulus lupulus (European hop), 824 nucleotides. RefSeq names its product blue copper protein 1a-like. Bases 94 to 528 code for a protein of 144 amino acids. NCBI's taxonomy places the organism in Eukaryota, Viridiplantae, Streptophyta, Magnoliopsida, Rosales, Cannabaceae. The transcript is spliced from 2 exons. The record is from RefSeq and is a predicted model, not a curated record. Gene Ontology annotation, molecular function: electron transfer activity.
UUGUAUAAUACCACGAAUCUCACAAUACACUUGCUAAUUUCUCUUAUAUAUCCUCGUUUUUUAGCAGAUAAAACAAGCAUUAAGAACAAGAUCAUGGCUUUGAAUCAUGCUGCAAAAGGGUUAGUACUACUCCUAGUCACUGCCUCUGUAUUAGCAAUCGGUCAGGCCAAGACCAUCGUGGUUGGAGGCACCGAAGGUUGGCGUUACGGCUUUAACUACACAGACUGGGCUAUCCAAAACACCCCCUUCUACAUCGAGGACAAACUCGUGUUCAAGUACGAUCCUCCAAGUGACACUAAUUCAUUGGCUUACGGCGUAUACAAGCUGCCAAACCUGGACAGCUACUUGAGUUGCAACUUCAGUAGUGCUGAGGUAUUGGCGAACUCGACGCAGGGAGUGGGCAACGGCUUUGAGGUUUCGCUGAACGAAUGGAAGCCUUAUUACUUUGCUAGUUACGGGGUUGACGCCAACCACUGCAACGAUGGUCACAUGAAGUUCUUUGCCGUGCCAUGGCCUCACAAUAACUAACCUAUACCUCUGCUAUGCUAUGCUUGCUAUACCUAAUCUAGCUACCAUCUUUAUUUUAUGUAAUUAAUAAUGAAUAGGGGGUCCUUCCUUUUCGUUUUUCUGGUUUUACUUAUUGAAGGUUUAUGAUAUGACAGUAGCGAGAGAGAAUUUUAAUAUAUACACUAUAGUCUAUCGUCAAUCUUAUUGACAAUUAUUAAUAUCCCUUCGUUUUCUUUGUUAUCGUAGUAUAUGUAUUUAAUUGUACGUGCCUACUUUCUGUACUAUUGGAAAUUAAUAAAGAUUGAUGUCUGUUGUUA